AGGGCCACGUGCCCUAGAGGAUCAGACCAGCCGUUAGCCACUUAACCCUUUGACUGCCGGAAACUGCAAACCAGAAGGGCUCUAGGAAAACAAAAGGAUCUGGACCUUCUGGUUGUCUGGUCCCCUUCGUUUUCGGAGAAUCGCUCAGUCGGGUGCAUGGAAGAGGAGAGGACAUAGGGGCAGCAGCGGGUGUCCUUCCGCUUCCUGGAUUUAGCCUGUGACUCCCUGCCUGGGCUCCCCAGCUCUGGACUCCCCAUGCUAAUGGGAUCCCUACUAAUGCUGUUGCUACUGCUGUUAUCGCCGCCGCCAGUCCAGCUGUGGCCACAGCUGGACGAUUCCUGCAGAUGGCAAGUGGUACUCAACAAGUACGAGACCUUGGGAGUGGGCAGUGAAAAGUUUUUCUUGCAGCAACCAAUUGCCAAUAUAGACAAAUUCUUCAAUAAACUAGUGGAUUCACCCAUAGAUCACAAAGAGAAUUAUGUGGGAUUCCCUUACUACAUGAAGAUUAACUUCACCUGCCCUGGAAAGACUCCAGAAGCCUUUGUCCGUGGGGGUUACCUUAAGGGCUUGAUCCCUAUUGUGCUGGUCACCUUCUAUGCCCCUGUGAAUUUCCGGAAGUGGAAGUCAGAGAGGCUGCAAAUCCAGAUGGAGGGAGCACCAUUCCAAAGCCAGGCUUGUGUCAUGAAUUGGUACACCCCAAUGCCUAUGAAGAAUGGCAGUGUAAUGAUGGAAGUUGAAAUCUCCAGCAACCGAAUGGGGGAGAUCAUUGGUAAUGGCAGGUUCAUGAUAAAUAUCAAUGGGUUCCUGAAAAAAGAGAAGGACAAAGUGAUAUUUUCCCUGGGACAUGAGGUCAGGCCCAUUAUCCAUCGGGAUUUCAUCGAUGCACCAUCUAGGCCUGUCUGGGCUACAGUGGGCCAGGCUCCUGUGCUAAUCCUUGGCGGCAUUCCACAUGAGAAGAUGAUUCUCAUCUCUGACUCUAGCUUCAAGGACUUCUCCCUGGUGGAGCUGAACAUCGACAGCUGCUGGCUGGGCUCUCUUCAUUGCCCUCAGGAGGAGUUCACGGCCUCGAUCUUUGAUGCCAUCUCCACUGAAAGUGUCCUCUUCAUCAGACAGAAUCAACUUGUCUACUAUUUCACUGGCAACUACUUCCAUGUAGCUGGAAAAGGGCCUAGCACCAGCAAUUGGGUCAGAGUCUUACAUAGUCGGUGUAUCAAGAAACUUUGUCCUGUGGAACUUCACAGCAAUGGCUCUGAGUACGUCUUGGCCUUGGCUGGGGGCAAUGAAGAGGGCUUCUUCCACUUUGGAACCAUCACAGAUGGUAGAGUAAAUUUUAGAAGGAUGCCUAAUAUGAAAUCAUUGUGUGACAUCCAAAAAGAUUUUUUCCAGGAGAUGCCAAGGGGCUCCAGUGGACAGCAUCCGGCCAGCAGCUCUAGCCACUAUUUCACACUCCCAAAGUGUCGGCUCCAUUGGGUGGUGUACAACAUGGAGGACUAUACUUUCUUGCUUCUCAUGGAGUUUGUUCAAGGCAACAGGUCACGUUUCCAGAUUUUACAGUACUCACCAAUUCUUAAAGGAGUCCAUUUGGAUUCGCUCAACUUGCUCUUUCAAAUUCCUCCUUUCAUCCCUAUUGGUGAUGACAUGGAUUUCGUGAUGCUGCUGGGCAUGGAGAAGUACACUGACUACCCUCUGGUGCCCAAGGGAUUGUUCUACAAUCCUUUCUCCCACCUGCUGUUCAUUUGGGGCAAUGCUAUUCUGCAGAGCUAUGAUAAGAAGAAUUACAUAUACAUGUCUAAAUUUCCCAAGGAGUCCUCAGUAAAGUAUAUGACCAGCUCCUACAAAGGCCAAGUGGUCUGCGUCACUGAGAACGAGGAGAUCUGGUUGAUUGUUGAAGGCAGCUUCAAGGUACAUCGUCUGUACCCAUCAGAUGGCUGGCAGGUUGUAUUCAACCUUUCCCAGAUGAAGGGCUCAAGCCUGUACACAGCCAAUGAGACUUCAGUCAGCAUCUUCUAUGACAGUAUGGGUGUGCAUCAGUUAGUCUACCUGAUUAACCAAAAAGGGGAAGGGAAGCUGCUGAAAAGGCAGCUGCCAGUGGAUCAAAUCUUGGUGUAUCAACUGCUUGGUCUGACCACCUUUGAGAUUAAUAUUAGCCCGGUUCUAGGGACCCUCUCCUUUAUUAAUCCCUGCCCUUUCGAGCUGAUGCAGAUAAAAGACCUGCCCAAUCCACAACGAUACACACGGCUGGAACGCUAUCGUGCAAAGCCACCUUUCAUAAGCUCCGAUUCUGGCUUCCACAGCAAAGUCUCCCUGGCCAUCUACCAGGGCCUUGUCUACCACCUGCUCUGGCUGCACUCCAAGUAUAACAAGCCCUAUGCUGAUCCUGUCCAUGACCCCACCUGGCGUUGGUGGAAGGAUAAGAAGCAACAUAAGGCUUUCUAUUUCUACAGAGCCAGUAACUUUCAGAAUGUAUACGGCAUACAAAUUGACAUGGAUGGCUAUGAAAAGCUUUAUCAUGUGAAAAAGACUGGGAUGCCCAAAUACAUCUACUUGGACAAGGGGGAUGAAUACAAUUUCACCUUUUUCCUCUUCGUUCGGAAAACUUCCUGGAAAAGUGGGCGUAUCUAUGGGAACCUCAAGGGCUGGUGGAAUGGAACCAGGUUGGGGGGAAGGGAGGAGCUCUCCAGAACCUUAGCACCUUCCCUUCAACCUGACCAGGUGAUUGUCAAGGACAAACGCAAAUGUUUCAAUCAAAGUAUCAGUGGACACAACUUGAUGAAAACAGCUGUACACUUCAAGGUAGUUGACUCAGCUGCGAAGUGCUUUGUUAGAACCCGAUUUGGAUAUCGUAUGCUGGGCAAUCGGCAGAUCCCCAUGUUCAUCGGCUGCCCCCCAGGCAAGCGGUUGGCCUUUGACAUCACUUUGACCCUUCGGCACAACAAGAAGACCAAUAAACGCUACUUUGACUGUGUGCACCCAGACCCUGAAAUGCCUUGCUUCUUAUUCAGUGAUCCUUUCCACCCUUUCUUCCUGAUCCAAGACAUGGUGACUGGUGAGUCUGGAAGCUUCACUGGCAGCUAUGUCCUAAAGGUGAUUGGUGGAGGAACUUCCCUGGACAAGAUAGUGGAUUACUCAGAGGAAGAGAUCGUCCGCUACAACAGUCCUAAUGACACCUCUGAGAGCCUCAUCUGGAUUGUCAGGGACAAACGGAAACAGUCACAGACCUUUAGGAUCCUGAGUUAUAACAGCUCUGGCAUUGAGUGGCUAUGUCUGCCGAACUCUCCUUGUUAUGAUAUCAUCCCCAAGUCUAUCUAUUCUCCUGAAUUCUAUUUCAAAAUCAUGGUGAGCAACAGGGAUGUAGACACAAGUACUUACUGUGAUUAUCAGCUCAUCUUCUUCCUCCACAUCCAUGGCCUCCCCCUCAGUCGUCGAAGGGCCUUCUUCUUUGUACGGAUAUCCUUGUAUAUAUGGUUGGGUGUUAUCUUUUUGUACCUCUUGUCCUACUUCUUCUGGCCACACAUAAAGAAUGGCUGGGUAAAACUUAAAGCAAAGUUCACUGAUCUCAUCACUACAGAAUCUUUCUAUACAUACACAACAUCUGCCAGUAGUGUGCCCUCUGUGAUCAGCUCCAGGAUAAGUACAUCAGAGAGGGGUUCUUUCAAAAGAAGAGUCAAGAAAAGCCUAUGAGGCUGAUGGCCUCUGCAAACCUCUUCCAGUUUCUCCUUAUCCUUGGUCUGUUCUCUUCCACCCCAACCUUCUUCCCCUCUCCAUCCCUUCUGGCCUAUCUUUCUCCCAGGAUACCCCUUUCCUCUCUAACUCAACAUUUCCUGAGACUUUCCAGCCCCCCCCCCUUUUUUCCUCCCUAGUCCCCUGCCAUCUUCCAUUCCUUUUGGCCUCCCUCAUCCUCUGGAUCAAUCAAUAAAAAGCCACUUCUAGGGAA
This is a messenger RNA of Sarcophilus harrisii (Tasmanian devil), 3934 nucleotides long. RefSeq names its product cation channel sperm associated auxiliary subunit gamma (gene CATSPERG). Gene Ontology annotation, cellular component: CatSper complex; motile cilium; sperm principal piece. Bases 256 to 3681 code for a protein of 1141 amino acids. Lineage: Eukaryota; Metazoa; Chordata; Mammalia; Dasyuromorphia; Dasyuridae. The transcript is spliced from 28 exons. The record is from RefSeq and is a predicted model, not a curated record.